AUGGUCAACUCACGCAAUUCCCUCACCGUUAUCGUCUGUCUCAUCUGCGUGUUCCAGAUUAAUCCUGCAUUACUGAGGAGGUUAUCACAUUUCAAGCGAUUUGGCCAGGUACCAGGAACUCUGGAAAGCAACGACAUACAGAGCAGCAGCCUCUUUUUCAAAGGAAAGGGGUUCCAGCCUGAGACUACAGGAGCCAGACAUGGCAGCAUUGUCCUGGAAUGCGAGGCUGGGGGGAGUCCACCACCAACCAUCCACUGGCUGAAGAAUGGAAUAAGGAUUUCACAGGGUUCUUCAAAAAACAUCAUCCGAGAAGAUGAAACGUCAUACGAAGAUCGUACAAACACAGGAAGCAAUAUGCUGAGGCUGUCGUCGACCCGCUCUAGGUUGUUCUUGGAUUGUCUGGGCAAAGCCAGUCAGGGUCAGUACUCAUGCGUGGCCGAGAACGCUUUGAUCAGGAAAUCUCGCACCACUUUCCUCAAAGUUGAAAAUUCAAUCAUGUAUCCUGAUCUCAAGAAAUGUGUUGGAAAGAAAUAUAAAAAAGGAGAGCCGGCCCGUAUCUACAUGUGGACCGUGUCCAGGCUGGAGUACAUCAACAAUAUGGUGCAGCUGUUUUGUCGUGCCCAGGGGUUUCCCAAGCCGACCAUUACCUGGUAUCGAGAAAACAAGCCGAUCGAAAAUGAUGAUGAUUAUCAGAUUACAGACAAUGGUGACCUAAUCAUCAAAGACAUCACCUGGGAGAGACACAGGUUCUCAUACUACUGUGUGGCCAGUAAUGUGUAUGGAACAGAUGCUGCAGAAGCCUUCUUGUACCCAACCUUACAAGAAGACUUUGGGUUGCCAUACGAGUGA
Messenger RNA from Candidula unifasciata, 849 nucleotides. The record is from the annotation of a GenBank genome assembly. Lineage: Eukaryota; Metazoa; Mollusca; Gastropoda; Stylommatophora; Geomitridae.